Molecule: messenger RNA, 2970 nt
Organism: Cyphellophora europaea CBS 101466
Lineage: Eukaryota; Fungi; Ascomycota; Eurotiomycetes; Chaetothyriales; Cyphellophoraceae
Exons: 2
Coding region: 1-2970 (989 amino acids)
Source: RefSeq, a predicted model, not a curated record
AUGUGGCUGUCGAUUCUCGCCACUGUACUGUGGGCUCUGCUAUGGCCCACAGCAGCCACCAUACGAUUCCAACAAGAAAGUGGAGCUUACUUACUGGCUGAUUCUGCGAUAGGUCCAACUAUUGCUGUAAGCAGCAACGACUCGAGAUCUGUUCUGCGAGCUGCCGAAGAUUUCGCCACCGACUUCGGCAAGAUCACGGGUGUCAACGGAACCGUUCAAAGCCUUUCUGGCGACGUCAAUCUUGACAGCGCCGGUCCGGUCAUCAUAGCAGGCACUGUUGGUCUAUCUGAAGUGAUUGGGUCCCUGGUGAACGAUGGCCGCAUCGAUGUGUCUUCCAUCGAAGGUCAGUGGGAGGCAUACUCCACACAGCUGGUCUCAAACCCAUUCCCUGGAAUCGACCAAGCAUUCGUCAUUGCCGGAUCUGACCGUCGAGGCACCAUUUAUGGCAUGUACGACAUCUCCAGCCAGAUGGGUGUAUCGCCCUGGCACUGGUGGGCAGACGUACCCGCAACUGCUCGAGAUACAGUCUUUGUCUCCAACGGCUCUCGCAUCCGGGGACCACCAGCGGUCAAGUAUCGUGGUAUCUUCAUUAAUGACGAGCAACCAGCCUUGACCAAUUGGCUGAACGAACGUACCAGGCAGACUGUGUAUGGGACUGAUGAUUACAACCACGUCUUCUACUCAUCUGUCUAUGAGCUUCUGCUGCGACUCAAAGCCAACUACAUGUGGGCAACUACCUGGAACUCGAUGUUCUAUGUCGACGAUCCCCAGAAUGCCGAUACGGCUGACCUCUACGGCAUAGUCAUGGGGACGAGUCACACGGAGCCCAUGACACGCCAAACGGUUGAGCAGCGCGACAUCCUGAACGGUACGUGGGCUUGGGCCACCAAUGAAGCCAAUGUCACCGACUUCAUGGGCGAAGGGGUGGAGCGCACCAGGAACUAUGAGACCCUCUACACAAUGGGCAUGAGAGGUCUGGGUGACGUCGAAUCUCCAACUCUGAAUGGCAGCCAGCUGGAAGAUAUCGUGCACGUCCAGCAAAACCUCAUUCGUGAGGUCUACGGUCUGGACAAUGUCUCAAGUAUACCGCAGAUGUGGUGCAUGUAUAAAGAAGUGGGUGGCUACUUCGCCGAGGGAAUGGAGGUUCCAGAUGAUGUCACGAUACUUUGGGCUGAUGACAAUUGGGCGAACAACCAGAGGCUUCCACUGGGGAAUGAGACUGGCAGGGCGGCAGGAGCCGGGAUUUACUACCAUGCCGACUACGUCGGCGCGCCUCGAGAUUACAAGUGGAUUGACACGAAUUCACUACCCAAAUACUGGAGCGAAUUGACUCAAGCAUAUGAACGUCAUGCCCGACAGAUCUGGAUAUUGAAUGCGGGUGAUCUGAAGCCGAUGGAAAUACCCAUCACGUUCUUUUUGGACAUGGCCUACGCUGCUCCGGAAAUGUCAAUGCCUGAUACAGUGCGAACUUGGCUACAGCAAUGGUCUGCAGCGCAGUUCGGUGAAGAUAUCGCGCAUCAAACAGCAGUGAUAUUGACGAACUACUCAAUGUACGCUUCACGGCGUAAAUAUGAGCUGGUGGAGACAAACACCUACAGUGACAUCAAUUACGACGAAGCAAAUGCUGUCUUAGGCCAAUGGUUGGAAUUAGCACAGGCGGCACAAGACGCACACGCUACGCUUCCGGAAGACUUGCAGCCAGCUUACUUCCAGCUUGUUCUGCACAAGUGCUUGGCUGGGCUCAUAUACCAUCAGGUCACUCUGACCGCCUCGAAGAAUCACCUUUAUGGGUUGCAGCGACGCUCCAGUACGAAUGCGAUGGCGAUGCGCACGCUAGACUACUUUAGCGACGAUGCCAUGCUGACCCAGCGGUAUCAUACUAUGCUUGACGGCAAAUGGAACCAUAUGAUGGACCAGACUCACUUCGGAUACGACUACUGGCAGCAACCAAUGCGAGACCUUGCGCCUCCAUUAUCGUUUGUACAGCAGUCCCAGGUGAGCUUAGCAGGGAAUCUCGGGGUGAGUUGCGAAGGUACCAACGGCACUGUGCCAGGGGACGAUAACUACCACGACCUCUCGUCCAACUCGUUGAGCCUCCCACCCAUGGACCCAUAUGGACCUACUGGAUGGAUCGACGUCUUCUCACGCGGCAACGUCGAGACCAAUUUCAACGUCGUCUCUGAUAAGCACGUGAACGUGACACCAUCCUCAGGAGUGCUUUCGGGCCCCGACGGCAACAAUACAGACAUCCGUCUCUCGGUCAGUAUCGACUGGUCCUUGGCCCCAAAUGGAUCAUCAGUAACAACAAUCAACGUCACAACCACGACUCCAAGCGGCAACUACUACGACAACGAGACCUACCCCUACGGCAACUACCAGAAAGCUACCGUCCAGCUCCCAGUGAACAACACGGCCGCCCCCACCUCUUUUCACGGCCACGUCGAAUCCGACGCCCACAUCUCCAUCGAAGCCGAACACUUCACCAACGCCACCUCCACGCCUUCGGUCUCAUACAUCACCAUCCCCUCAUAUGGCCGCACCCUCAGCGGCGUCUGCAUCACGCCCUGGACCGCCGCGUCCCAAUCCCCCACCUUGGACGCCCCACAGCUAAUCUACCCCUUCUACACCUUCACGCCCGCCUCGAUGGCCAACCUGACCCUCUACCUCGGCCCCGGGAUGAACACCGACCCCACACGUCCCCUACGCUACGCCGUCGCCAUCGACGACGAGGACCCCAAAACCAUCCAGCCAAACCCGCUGCUGGGCCUGUGGCCGCUUCCGCCCAUGUGGGAGGGCAUGGUAGCCGAUUUCGCCAUGACGAACACGACGACGCACAAUCUCACGCGGGUCGGCGAGCAUGCGCUCCGCGUCUGGCUGCUCGAGCCGGGCGUCGUGCUGCAGAAGGUCGUGCUGGACCUGGGCGGCGUGAGGGACAGCUAUCUGGGUCCACCGGAGAGCGUGGUUGUUUGA